AUGAAUGUAGUUAGUUCAUAUUUUAUACAAAUAUUUAUUAUAAUAUUUCUAAGAAGUUAUGCUUAUAAAUUUAGUUAUACUAGCAAAUCAUAUUUUAGUAAAAAACACUAUUAUUUUAAUAAAUUUAAUUUAACUGUUAAUCGUAUUAAUUCUAAGAAAACAGAAUGUAUUGAUAAAUUAAAAAAUAUUCAUAAUUUUAAUGUUACUAAAUCAAAGUUUAGUGAAUCAUUCAUUAAUCCGUUAGAAAAUGAAUUAAAAAUAAAAGUAAAUAUAUUUGUAGAAAUAAAAAAAUGGGAUAAUAUUUAUGAUAAAAAUCACCGUAGCUAUAUUUUAAGAAAAAAGAUUAAUGAUAUUAAAAAUGUAUUUAAUAAAUUAAAUAAUACAAAUAAAUAUUUAUUCUUCAAGGAUGAAAAUACCAUAUAUAUAUACAAUAAAAAAAAAGAAUAUAAUUUGAAAACAUAUCUAUUAAAUUUAGCAUAUAGUUGUACUAAUGUUAUAAAAUUAUAUAUGGAUAACAUAUAUUUAGAAAUAGUUAAUAUAAUUGAAAAAACGUUAGGUAAUAAAAUAUUUAAUGUAGACAUUAUAAAGGAAUUGAAUAUGAGAAAAUAUGUUAUAAUCGAUAUGUUACAUGAUAUUCAUAGAAGAAAACGUAUUAAUAGUAAGAAUGUAAAUUUGUUAUUUAUAGGAAGCAACGAAUUUAGCAAUUUAUGUUUUAAAAUAAUUUUGUUAAUAAUAAAAAAACUAAGAAAUGACAUAAAACUAGAAAAUGUUAUAACAAAAAGCCCUCAAAAAAAGGGAAGAAAUAUGCUUUUGCAGAAGUCAGAAAUAGAAGAAGAAGCAAAUAAAAAUAAAAUAAAUGUUUUUUAUUAUGAUAAGGUAAAAAAUGAUAUUUAUAAGUUAAAAAAUAAGACAUUUGAUCUUUGCAUUUCUGUAUCAUUUGGUGAAAUUUUUAAUAAUUACUUUUUUAGAACAAUUAAUUCUAAUAUUUUUUCCUUACAUCCAAGUUUACUACCAUUAUAUAAAGGUGCAUCUCCAAUUCAAAGAAGUAUAUUAAAUAAUGAAAGUUUAUUUGGAUACACUAUAUUUUUAACAAAUUUAAAUAUUGAUGCAGGAACUAUUUUAAUAAAAAAAGCUUUUUGUUUUGAUAAAAAUUAUAAUUUUAAUGAUAUCAUCACCAUAUUAUUUACAAUAGGAAUUAUUCACUUAAUAAAAAACAUAUAUUUUUUAUCAAAUUAUAAAUUACAUCUAAAUGAAACACCAAGUAAUACAUAUAAUGACUUUAUUACUCAAAAUAAUAGAAGCGAAUGUAGUGAUUUUAAUAAAAUCAUUGGUAAUUUAUCAGAUACAAAAAGGAAUUCUAUUUGUUCUACUAAUUUCAAAUUAAGUAAUUUUAAUAAAAUUUUUUCAAACAGUUACAACAAAAUGCCACUUAAAGAUAACAAUUAUGCAUCAAAAAUAAAAAAUGAUGAAAAGUACGUAUGCUUCUUUUGUUCAACAUCCUUAUAUAUCCACAAUAAAGUAAGAAGUUUCAUAAAUUGGCCUAAAGCAGAAUGUUCUCUUUUUUUAUUUCAAAAUAAUACAUUUAAAAUAAUAGAUGUAAAACUAAUUAAAACAUCAUAUUAUUUAAAUAAUAAUUACAAUUUUAUUAAUUACUGUAAUAUAUAUAAUCAUAAAUGUUUUGAUAAGGUACCUCGUAAAUUUGUAGUUUUUGAUAAAGAAUCUUUGAAUAUUCAAUGCAAAAAUAACACCUUAUUAAAAAUUUAUAAAUUACAACGAAAAAAUAAAAAAAUUGUUAACGCUGUUGAUUUUAUUAAUAGUAUAAAUAAAAAUGAUUUAUUAUAUUAA
Molecule: messenger RNA, 1845 nt
Organism: Plasmodium gallinaceum
Lineage: Eukaryota; Apicomplexa; Aconoidasida; Haemosporida; Plasmodiidae
Product: methionyl-tRNA formyltransferase, putative
Exons: 1
Coding region: 1-1845 (614 amino acids)
Biological process (GO): biosynthetic process; conversion of methionyl-tRNA to N-formyl-methionyl-tRNA
Molecular function (GO): methionyl-tRNA formyltransferase activity
Source: RefSeq, a predicted model, not a curated record